GGUUUUAUAGCUGGCACUCCAAGACGGCCUUUCUCUCUCGUUCAUGGUUUUAAGUCUCCGAGGAUGGUAUCCGGUCACCGCCAAAUGGGGUCACCGCACUUUCUUCUCGUCUUUCUUCUCCUCCCGUUGUUCUGCUGCUUUCCGGGAGGAGCACCGGAUCUGGAGGCCGACCGGGCGGCGCUUCUGGCCUUCCGCGCUGCCGUGGGACGGGAGGCGUUGCCGUGGAACGCGUCGGCGAGUCCGUGCACGUGGAUGGGCGUGAUGUGCGGCGCCGGCGGUGGCCGCGUCACGGAGCUCCACCUCCCGGGCGCGAGGCUUAUGGGCCAGAUCCCGGCUGGGACCCUCGGCAACCUCACGGCGCUCCAGUCGGUCAGCCUCCGGUUCAACGCCCUCUCCGGCCCCCUCCCGCCGGACCUCGGCGGCUGCAAGGAGCUCCGGGGCGUCUAUCUCCACGAGAACCGUUUCUCUGGCGGGAUCCCCGCCGGCUUCUUCUCCCUCGGAAAGCUCGCCCAUCUCAACCUCGCCAGCAACAACAUCAGCGGCGGAAUCUCGUCUGCGUUCAACAGCCUCACACGCCUCCGGACGCUCUACCUCGAGAGCAACAGGCUCUCCGGCGAGAUCCCCGACCUCGACCUCUCGAAACUCGUCAACUUCAACGUCUCCUUCAACCGGGCGCUCAAUGGAUCCAUCCCGGCGCGGCUCCGCCGGAUGCCGCGGGAUGCAUUCAUGGGCACCGGCCUCUGCGGCGGGCCGCUGGGCGCUUGCUCCGGCGAGAUUUCGCCGGCGUCUCCGCCGCCGGCGCCGGCGUCCUCUCCGUCGCCGGAGCCGAGCAGCGGGACCAAUGCCGGCGGGGGAAAGAGCAGCAAGCUCUCCGGAGGGGCGAUCGCCGGGAUCGCGAUCGGCUCCGCCGUCGGAUUAUUGAUCGUGGCGGCACUCCUCGUCAUCUUCUGCCGGAGGGGCGGAGGGAACAAGACGCGGUCGGUGGAAGCGGCGGCGGCGGCGGGGGUUGGGAAGCCGCCGGAGUCUGACAUGGCGCCGAGGGACCACAAGGGGGCAGUCGAGAACGGGACGGGGUCGCGUCCGGCGGCGGUGGCGGCGGCGGCGGCUGCGGCUGCUGCGGGGGCGAACGGGCAUGCGAAGAGCCUGGUGUUCUUCAGCGGGGGGGCGAAGGUUUACGAUCUGGAGGAUUUGCUGAGGGCUUCGGCGGAGGUGUUGGGGAAGGGGACGACGGGGACGACGUACAAGGCAAUGCUGGAGAUUGGGAUGUUGGUGGCGGUGAAGAGGCUCAAGGAUGUCAACCUCCCGGAAAAAGAGUUCCGGGAGACGAUCAGCGCCUUCGCCGCGAUGGACCACCAGAACUUGGUUCCCCUGCAAGCCUUUUACUACAGCAGGGAUGAGAAGCUUCUUAUCUAUGAUUACAUGCCCAUGGGAAGCCUCUCCUCUCUUCUCCAUGGGAACAGAGUAUCUGGUCGCACGCCUCUUGACUGGGAGACAAGAUAUGGGAUUGCCCUUUCAGCAGCCCGGGGCAUCGAAUACAUCCAUUCCAUGGGCCCUGGAGUCUCACAUGGCAACAUCAAAUCCUCCAACAUCCUCUUGAGCAAAUCCUUCGAAGCCCAUGUCUCCGAGCAUGGCCUUGCCAACCUUGUCGGCCCCUCCUCCACACCCAGCCGCGCCGCCGGCUACCGCGCCCCGGAGGUCACCGAUAUCCGAAAAGUCUCGCAGAAAGGCGAUGUGUACAGCUUUGGUGUGCUCCUACUGGAGCUGCUCACGGGCAAGGCCCCUGCACAGGCUUUCCUCAAUGAGGACGGCAUUGAUCUGCCUAGGUGGGUGCAUUCAGUCGCCCCAGAGGAAUGGACUUCAGAGGUGUUUGAUCUUGAGCUACUAAGGUACCACAAUGUAGAGGAGGAGAUGGUUCAGCUGCUGCAGCUGGCCAUAGAUUGUGCUGCUCAGUACCCCGAGAAGCGGCCGUCGAUGGCCGAUGUGGUGGUCCGGAUUGAGGAGAUCUGCAGGUCAAGCCGAGCAUCGGCUCGGAGAAACCAGCAGCAGGAACACCAUGCCAUUAACGAUUCUGAUGACCAAUCAUCUAAGCACACCGAUUCCAUUGACGAGUCCAGACCUUCUGGGCUUCAUUCUUGAUUGCUGUCUCCGCCAAAGUUUCUUUCUUGGAUGGAUGUUGGUUGGUUGUUUUAGUUGUUUCCCCUGGGAGUAGAAAGGUGGUUCGUUAUGUUCUUUUAUUUCUUUCAAUUGCUACGGUUUAUGUGGUUUUUUUUUCAUGUUAUUAGUUUGGUUUCUUUUUAACCUUUUCAGGAGUUUCUGAAUGAUGUUAGGUUGAGUAAUAACUUUGAGACUUGAAAACUCCUGAUGUUUCCUUCUUGCCUUUGUAUCCCGGUUUAUUUUUUUCUUGGUGGAUGAGGAAAGAAACUGGCUGGUUACUGAUGUAAUUAUAUUUAACGGUUUCUGAAUGCUUUGAACGCUGUUAAUAUUAGAUGAUGCUUUGGUUUCUUAAUUGAGACCUUUUAUU
Messenger RNA from Phoenix dactylifera (date palm), 2521 nucleotides. Its product is annotated as putative inactive receptor kinase At1g48480. NCBI's taxonomy places the organism in Eukaryota, Viridiplantae, Streptophyta, Magnoliopsida, Arecales, Arecaceae. The record is from RefSeq and is a predicted model, not a curated record. Gene Ontology annotation, biological process: protein phosphorylation. Gene Ontology annotation, molecular function: ATP binding; protein kinase activity; protein binding.